GCAGCUCCUACAGCAUCCAGCAUCCAUCCAUCCCCGCCUGCCCGCCCGCCUGCCUGGGGAGUAGCAGUCCUACCCGGCAGCACCGACGCACGGAGGGGGCGCAUCAUCUAAGUGAUGCCACAUUAUCAGUCGUAUUUCGACAACAAAAACUGCGAGUAGAUCCGAAAAGCAGGGAGAAAGAAAUCGCUUCAGCCACGAAGACAUCAACUGCACAUGAAGAUGUCUAACGCUGACAUCGUCUUAAACGCCGCCGAGAGGGUGGUGAAAUCUGUCCCCUUCCCCCUGAGCCACCGCCUUACAAUGAAGGAAGUGUUCGACUGCGAAGGGAAACCUCGAGUGGACCUCCUGAAGGCUCACCUCACCAAGGAGGGCCGUGUGGAGGAGGCCGUGGCACUUCGGAUCAUCAACGAGGGAGCAUCGAUCCUGCGUCAAGAGAAAACCAUACUGGACAUCGAGGCACCAGUCACAGUGUGUGGUGACAUCCACGGGCAAUUCUUUGAUCUUAUGAAGCUGUUUGAAGUGGGAGGAUCGCCAGCCACAACGCGGUACCUGUUCCUCGGGGACUACGUCGACCGCGGCUACUUCAGUAUCGAGUGUGUUUUAUACCUCUGGUCGCUGAAAAUCCUCUAUCCAAAGACACUAUUUUUACUUCGUGGAAACCAUGAAUGUAGACAUUUGACAGAAUAUUUCACCUUCAAACAAGAAUGUAAAAUCAAGUACUCGGAGCAGGUCUACGACUCGUGUAUGGAUGCGUUUGACUGCCUUCCUCUGGCUGCGCUCAUGAACCAACAGUUUCUGUGUGUCCACGGUGGACUCUCACCUGAAAUACACACCUUAGAUGACAUUAAAAAGUUGGAUCGGUUCAAGGAGCCACCGGCGUUUGGGCCCAUGUGUGAUCUGCUGUGGUCUGAUCCUCUGGAGGAUUUUGGCAACGAGAAAACCCAGGAAUAUUUCAGCCACAACACAGUGCGAGGCUGCUCCUACUUCUACAGUUACCCAGCUGUGUGUGAGUUCCUACAGAGCAAUAACUUAUUAUCAAUCAUCCGAGCACAUGAAGCACAAGAUGCAGGCUAUCGGAUGUACCGUAAGAGCCAGACUACCGGAUUCCCAUCUCUCAUAACCAUCUUCUCAGCGCCAAACUACCUGGAUGUUUACAACAACAAAGCUGCUGUGCUGAAAUAUGAAAAUAACGUCAUGAACAUCCGACAGUUCAACUGUUCACCUCAUCCCUACUGGCUGCCAAACUUCAUGGAUGUCUUCACCUGGUCUCUGCCAUUUGUUGGCGAGAAAGUCACAGAAAUGCUGGUGAACAUCCUGAGCAUCUGCUCUGAUGAUGAACUCAUGAAUGAUGAAGAUGAGAUCUUUGAUGCCAAUGCAGCUGCAGCACGCAAGGAGGUGAUCAAAAACAAGAUUCGUGCCAUCGGGAAAAUGGCCAAAAUGUUCUCAGUUCUCAGAGAGGAGAGUGAAAAUGUGUUGACGCUUAAGGGCCUGACGCCCACUGGCAUGCUGCCGAGCGGGGUUCUCUCUGGAGGCAGACAGACACUGCAGAGUGCCACCAUUGAAGCCAUUGAAGCCAUCGAGACGCAGGAUAAGGACAGAGAAGCUAUCCGUGGCUUCUCCCCGCAGCACAAGAUCACCAGCUUCGAGGAGGCAAAGGGCCUGGACCGCAUCAACGAGCGCAUGCCACCACGCAAGGACGGGGUGAACCAUGUUGGCCACUCCAUGGGGAAGAUGAAUAUGUCGGAGGCGAAUGGCACCGAUGACAACAGCAACCUCCAGUGAUGUGCUGACUGAGCCUCACAACCGUGCCGCUGUCGAGCUGUGCAGCAAGACAUUGCCAAAAUCGGGAAUUCAGGCCUCAGAAAUAAACCAGGCCCACAGACAGAACAUGAAAUCUGCAGCAAAUCUACUCUAUAAACGGGCGAAAAGGUCAUUUUUUUCAUGACAGUAUGUCAUCGCACGGAUUGGGGGAAGGGGGGAGCAGGGGGCGGAGAUAAAGAGAGUCCAGCUGGCUGCAACUUGACUGGAAAAAGUGUGGUUGAGAAAUUGUCUCUGCCUGUUCUGUUUCUCGACUGAGUAACAGACUGGAUUGUUUGGGGCUGUGUUGUUCUGAGUGCUGACAAACAUCUGCUCCUUCAUUGCAGGGCCUGAUUGAUGACAUAAUUGCAGUAUCCAUGCCACACGAAUCAUUUUACUGUUUCCUAAGUGUUUAUUAUGAAUCACUCACAAGUUCACUUCAUGAGGACACUGAUCUUGUUUACCUUCAUGUUUUGCUAGUAUUAACAAGUCACGCCACUUUGUGAGCAAGAAAGCAAAAGGAAAGGAAGCGAUUUGUGUACCUCUUAAAACUUGCAGUGCAAUCUUACCGCUGGACUUGAAUUUAUUGAUUUACCUUGUAGUAAGAUGCUGUCAUGCUGAAAGGGAUAGAGGACAGGGUGUUUUUGUGUAUUGACUGCUCUCGCUGGGUAUUUCCCAGUGCCCUCUAGUAAUGCUCCUUUCCUCCCCUCCUUUGUUAUCAGUCAACUCCUAGCAAGAAUUUACUUGGAGGGGAUGAGGAAAGAAAGGGAGGGGAAGAAAGGGGCAUUUGGAGAUUCAAACACCAUAUUAUCACCAACAUUGACAUCUUAAAAUGUCCCAAAAAGGACCCACCUAUCCCAUGAAGAUGCAGCUUCAGACACAUGCGUAGGCGAAUGUCAAACAUCAUCCUUAGAGAUAUAUUUUAAACCCCCUACUUUAAAUGUUUGGGUAGUGCACUUCAUAGAAGCAUGGCAUUUAUUAAGACAAUACCUCACAUAUGUGGAAAAUCAUACAUUUCACUCUCCAUAAAGUGUACACUUGAGCAUCCUUCGCUGAAGAUCGGAUCGUGGUUUUCUCAUCUAUUCUGCACUGCUAAACCGGCAGCAACAUCAGUAUCACAGGGAAUACAAGAAGAUGAACUUUGGGACGGACUCUGCUGUCAAACACCAUCAUUAUUUGUCAACUGCUUGUUGCUAAAGAGAAAGUACAAAGAACACGUAAGAGCCCGUUGAGUUUUUGAACUUUUUGUGCGCUGCAAUUUCAAUGAGAUUUCUUGCCUAAGAGCUAAGCAAAGUAAUAUAUCAGAGUAAGAAGGAAAUUCUACAAAUUUGUAAAGCUAUACAACUGAAAUCACUGUUAAGAGAUUAUUUUAAAACUACAAACUAUUGUCUGAUUUGAAGAAGCAUCCAGAUAUCCAUCCAUGAAGGAGAAGCGAGGAAUGUAUCCAGACAAGGAAUGACUAAAUUAAUGCUAAUUUUGUGGAAAAGUGAGAGCCCUUUUCUCUUAAAUGUAACUUAGAUGAACUUAAAAGUACUUUUAUCAGAAAUACUUCACAUAAUGACAAGGCAUUAGGUUUAAAAAUCCAUCAAUAUUGUAUCCAAGUGUGAUUAUCAUAUCCCAUUUCUUGUUUUCUAUCAAAUGUUCCUAUCUAAUAAAAUGCUGUCAGACAAAGACUGAGUAAAACAUAACUUUUAAGUGUGACCUCAGUGUGAGCCAAAUUAAACAUAAAUUGCCAUAUCCUGAUACCUGUCAAGGAAAAAAGGAAAAGGCCAUUUGUCUAUUGUAAGCUGCUGUGUACUGGAGGGAAACAAAAAGGAAAAGAACUAAAUUAAACGGGAAAUUUAUGGUUCUUUGCAAAUAGAUCAUUAAGGGAAGGUUGAUAUGAGUGAAAAGCCAACCUCCAACGACACCUACUAUCACAUAAAUUUAUAGAAUUUCCUUUAAAACAUUAAUAUUUUUUCUACUUGAUAUUUCAUCUUCCUAUAUAAUGAUAAAGGUAUGUGAUUAAGGAUGGAAAGGUGAUUUUAACACAGCAUCUAUGGUAUGGAACGCAUCAAUGCAUGCAAUUAAGUUCCUAAUUGUUAUGUGAGAUUAUAAUUGUGAUAGUUGUGUUUCUAAUAGUAAACUUGAAUUAUUUUAUUUUUGAAUUCUAUUUAAAGUUCUAUUUGUCUUGUUUUAUAAAUUUUAUAAAUAGGCUUCCUUUGAUUGUUUUUGUCCAUUUUUUUCAAUCUGUUAUUUAUUACCACUGCUUUUAAUUUUAUAUGGAUUUAUUGUAUGCAGAGAUGCCCUUUUAAAGGUGUGAAGCCUUGUGUUUUAUUUCAUUUUUUGUUGUACUGAUGUACAGAAAAUGUUCAAUAGUGUGAAUGAAUAUAAUCUCAGUGAAAAGCAACUUUCAGGCUGCCAAAGCAUGAUAGCAUGGUUUUCAGAUGUAAAUGAACUGGACACACAGAAAAUCAUGUGUCGCACUUACGUUUAACAGGAAACAUUGUACUCUGGUUAUAUUUACUGCUGAUAUUAUUAUUGUUACAAUUUAGCUUAUGGUUAUUUUCCUUCCUCUGUUUCUGGUUCUUGUAUGGUCUACAUGCAUAUUUCAACAAACAAAUAUAAUGGAUUUUAUCUUGCAACAUUUUUUAUUAUCUAUGGAAAUAUGUUUUCGCAUUUGACUUCCUAAAAUGAUACACACAUUGUAAGCAUGCCCUAUGGGACAAAUCACAUUUUUUUACUCUUGAAUAA
Molecule: messenger RNA, 4530 nt
Organism: Cheilinus undulatus (humphead wrasse)
Lineage: Eukaryota; Metazoa; Chordata; Actinopteri; Labriformes; Labridae
Gene: ppp3ca
Product: protein phosphatase 3, catalytic subunit, alpha isozyme
Exons: 14
Coding region: 214-1782 (522 amino acids)
Biological process (GO): calcineurin-NFAT signaling cascade
Cellular component (GO): cytosol; cytoplasm; calcineurin complex
Molecular function (GO): calmodulin-dependent protein phosphatase activity; calmodulin binding
Source: RefSeq, a predicted model, not a curated record